This is a messenger RNA of Trichophyton benhamiae CBS 112371, 327 nucleotides long. RefSeq lists its product as uncharacterized. The record is from RefSeq and is a predicted model, not a curated record. The transcript has a single exon. The coding region runs from base 1 to 327 and encodes 108 amino acids. Lineage: Eukaryota; Fungi; Ascomycota; Eurotiomycetes; Onygenales; Arthrodermataceae.
AUGCUGCUGGAUCUCACCACCCUCAUGGGAGAUAUCAAGAGGCGAGGGCAAAAUGAAACAAAACAAUGGGGAAACAAGCACCAUGCAGGGACUGGUUGGGACGAAGCUCUGUUUGUUGAGCGCUGGUUGCUACUGAUGCGCUUAGCAAGGGAGAGGGCCACGGAACAAGGCAACAAGGAACAAACAGUAGAGAACAAGGGGCAAAAAACGAGACUGAAACGAGCAGAAUAUGCCAAAAAACGAUAUCGUUUCCUUAGACCAAGCCCGUCCGGCAGACCCAGCUCUCAAAGUCAUCUCAUGAAAAGUAAAAACAAAAAGAACCACUAA